This is a messenger RNA of Lithohypha guttulata, 555 nucleotides long. RefSeq lists its product as uncharacterized. Lineage: Eukaryota; Fungi; Ascomycota; Eurotiomycetes; Chaetothyriales; Trichomeriaceae. The record is from RefSeq and is a predicted model, not a curated record. The transcript has a single exon. The coding region runs from base 1 to 555 and encodes 184 amino acids.
AUGACCACCACACAGAAUACCAACCUAGAAUUAUGGCGUGUGAACUCCACCGCAAGUUUCCUUGUCAACUAUCAUCUUGACAAAGUAGAUGACAAGGAUGACACGGAGCUCAAUAGCAGCCUGAGCAACCUUGCAGUCUUGGUUGAAAAACUGGGCGAUGUCUUCCAUGCCUUGAGAGACCUUAGAAACCAGACUGAGGACGUCUUCGCUGUCAAUCAAGGUACUGUCACCGAUGGGGUUUUCGGUGACUUAAAGGCGAAGCACGAUAGAAGCUUGGCAGUCACAAUUCCAUACACUAAGGAGAUGAGAGAAUACGUCAAUGGUUUGGGAGGCGUUUUCGACGGACAAAAAAAAGGUCCCAGUGUGAAUCAACGUCGGCAAUUACGGCAGAUGGUCGGGAAGGAUCAUAAAAUUGUCAUUGGCGAACUGCCGGACCAUGUCGACCUACACUCAGUCAAUUUGCUCCAGGGUAUACGAUAUAUGGCUGACAUCCGGAAGCUACUUGAUGCGCUCUGGGCGAAACUUGAAGCUAAGUGCGGAUCUUCGAAAGCGUAA